Cylicostephanus goldi is the source of this 255-nucleotide messenger RNA. The record is from the annotation of a GenBank genome assembly. NCBI's taxonomy places the organism in Eukaryota, Metazoa, Nematoda, Chromadorea, Rhabditida, Strongylidae.
AUGAAUGCUCUCUCACUUCUUUUCUUGCUAUGCGUUGCCAUUGCCGCUGUAAGCGGUGCCAUUCGAGCAAAGCGACAACGCACAGUCAUUGAACGUACUGUUAUCCAACGCGGUGGACCGGCAUUUAACCGACAGCCUCAGCCUUGGGGUUAUGGUCCAGGAGGUUUCCGAGGAGGAUGGGGCCAGCCUAACCCUCUCGCAUUCAACCGAGGCCCAUUCGGUAAGCCUCUAUCCCGCAUCAAAGAAAUUUUCUGA